Molecule: messenger RNA, 873 nt
Organism: Periconia digitata
Lineage: Eukaryota; Fungi; Ascomycota; Dothideomycetes; Pleosporales; Periconiaceae
Source: the annotation of a GenBank genome assembly
AUGGACGCCACGCUGCAGGAUCAAUUCAACCGUGUUCAAUCCGCGUUGGAAACCCUCGUUGAUUCCAUUGCCGCCUACAAUCCAUCCACUCAGGCUGCUGGCGAGCUGCUCGCUGCAAACGAUUCUCUUGGUCGCGGCCUGGAUCAGCUUGCUCAACAUCAAGCAAACCAUCGCCGCAUCCAGUCCCUACGCACGCGCGCCGACGUCCUCGAAGAACAACUUCGGAGUUCGGUUGCCACCCUCGCCCAUCUACGUCGUGAGCUCUUCACCACCCCUGCAACUACCUUUCCCGCCGAUUCUCGUCCCGUCCCUGCCAGUGAACUGCUUCUUUACGCAAAGAACAUCUCCCAAUACACCGUUCCACCCACCUAUCGUGAGCCCGUGCUGGCUCUUCCCGCGGAAGAAAACAAGAGCAGUACCCCUACAGCACAAGCUACUCCGGUCAACGCCGCUGCUACGGCUGUGCAAGAUCCUCAAGCCAGCAAUGGAGACACAGCACCUGAAAGCACGGCUGGUGUGACAGUCGAGGAGGCAGAAUGGCUGAAGAAAUUACAAGAGAGCAAUACAGCUUGGGAUCCAUGGCCUAGCGAUGAGAAGAUUCGGAGCAGCAAUUUAAUGCAAAUACAGUAUCUGGUGGACACAGGCCAGGACCCAAAGCUGGUGGAUCUGACAAAAUUGGGAGAGGAAGAGAAGGAGCAUAUUGCAGCUGAUGCACAACGCGCCGCCGAUCAACUGCAGCAAGCCAGUGCGGAACCACACAGGGCUCAAGUACAGAAUCCAAAUCCAUCGACGUCGGCGCAUGCACCUGCUGCACCGAGGCCUCCAGCCGAGACAUUCGGGGGAUUUGAUUUUCUGGAAGAUGAUGAUGAUUGA